AUGGCCAACAUGCUUGCCCUCCCCCGUGUCCCCAAGACACCUACUACCACCACCUCUACCUGCUCCUCCCGCCGCGCCUCCUCAGAUGCGUCCUCGGGACAUUCCACCGCUUCCACCGCAACAACUCUGAAAAGCUCCAUCAAAGCCAGCAAGAAGUUCUUCUCCAAAGCCUUCGACUCCAAGUACGUCAGCUCGAUCGACGAGAACUUCGCCCAGCGAGCCAUUCACAACGAGGCCACCGCUAUCUACUUCAGCUUGCGCUAA
Molecule: messenger RNA, 264 nt
Organism: Penicillium atrosanguineum
Lineage: Eukaryota; Fungi; Ascomycota; Eurotiomycetes; Eurotiales; Aspergillaceae
Exons: 1
Coding region: 1-264 (87 amino acids)
Source: RefSeq, a predicted model, not a curated record